AUGCCAAAUAAGACAUCAGUUAGGGAAUUCAUUCUGCUGGGACUUACAGACGAUCCAGAGUUACAAGUUAUGUUAUUCUCUUUUAUGUUGAUGACAUACUUAUUGAGUGUAAGUGGAAAUGUGACCAUAAUUGCAUUAACACUAUUGAAUAUUCACUUGAAAACUCCCAUGUAUUUCUUCCUCAGGAAUUUCUCUUUCUUAGAAAUUUCAUUUACAACAGUCUGCAUUCCUAGAUUUCUUGUCAGCAUUGCUACGGGAGACAUAAGCAUUUCCUAUAAUGGUUGCAUGGCACAAGUAUUUUUUUUAAUCCUUCUGGGAUCAACAGAGUUUUUUCUUCUGGCUGCCAUGUCCUAUGAUCGCUAUGUGGCUAUCUGCAAACCUCUACAUUACACAGCUAUCAUGAGUAACAAAGUCUGCAGCCAACUUGUAAUCAGCUCCUGGCUAGCUGGUUUUCUCAUUAUUUUUCCCCCAGUUAUUAUGGGCCUCCAACUGGAUUUCUGUGACUCCAACAUCAUUGACCACUUCACCUGUGAUUCUUCUCCUAUGCUGGUAAUUGCUUGCACAGACACAAAGUUUCUAGAACUUAUGGCAUUUUUCUUAGCAGUAUUCACACUCGUGGUAACUUUGGCCUUGGUGAUUCUCUCCUACACACUCAUCCUUAGAACAAUUCUGAAGAUCCCCUCUGCCCGGCAGAGGAAAAAGGCCUUUUCCACUUGUUCCUCCCAUAUGAUUGUGGUUUCCAUUUCUUAUGGGAGUUGCAUUUUUAUGUAUGUAAAAACAUCUGCAAAAGAAGGUGUGGCUCUGAGCAAAGGUGUAGCAGUACUGAAUACCUCUGUUGCUCCCAUGCUGAAUCCCUUUAUUUACACCUUAAGGAACCAGCAGGUGAAACAGGCCUUUAAGGACUUCACCAAAAAAAUGUUAUCAUCAAACAAGCACUAA
Cynocephalus volans (Philippine flying lemur) is the source of this 939-nucleotide messenger RNA. RefSeq names its product olfactory receptor 6C65. Lineage: Eukaryota; Metazoa; Chordata; Mammalia; Dermoptera; Cynocephalidae. The transcript has a single exon. Bases 1 to 939 code for a protein of 312 amino acids. The record is from RefSeq and is a predicted model, not a curated record. Gene Ontology annotation, cellular component: membrane. Gene Ontology annotation, molecular function: G protein-coupled receptor activity; olfactory receptor activity. Gene Ontology annotation, biological process: G protein-coupled receptor signaling pathway.